CACCAGUUUACAAUUAGAAAUCAUUAGCCUAGCUGCCUUCCCUACUUCAGUUAUCCCGCCAAAAAACACCGCCUCAAAAUGUUCAAAGUUCUGUUCGUUCUCGCCGCCUUCGCCGCCUCCCAGGCUUACGCGCAUCCCGGAGUGGUGGCCGUAGCACCCGUGGUGGCGCACCCGGCGGUGGUCCACACGCCCAUCAUCCAUCAUGGAGCUCACUCAGUGCACUCCCAUGUUGUUCAUCAUCCGGCAGCCGUCAAGGUCAUCACCCCCGUCGUCCACAAGCCCGUGGUGGCGGUGCAUGCCGUCAGGCCGGUGGUUCCCCUGGUUCCAGUGCAUCAUGCCGCCCCCGCUGUUGUCGUGCAUCAUUAACUGCAGUGAAUACGGUCCAGUUUCAACCCGUCUCCCUCUCCCUCUCCCUUUCCCGCUCCCGAUCCCGUUCCCCACCAGACCCAAUCCCUCCCUGAACCCCACAACCACGAUCCCACAAUAAAAGUUCAUAGCCACGUAA
This is a messenger RNA of Drosophila erecta, 505 nucleotides long. RefSeq lists its product as uncharacterized. The record is from RefSeq and is a predicted model, not a curated record. Lineage: Eukaryota; Metazoa; Arthropoda; Insecta; Diptera; Drosophilidae. The transcript is spliced from 3 exons. The coding region runs from base 79 to 366 and encodes 95 amino acids.